GCUGCAGUUCAGAGGCGGUGCUGCUGUCACACUCAGCUCCCCUCCAGCAUCUAUCUAUCUAUCGAUCUAUCUAUUUAGCCCAGCAACCUCCUGAUCACCCUGAGGAGCGACCUUCACCAGAAUUCUUUAUCUAAAUAACUAAAAAACAAACAAAUCUACAUACUUUCCUAAAAGGCUCAUUUUUUGGAGGAGUUUUUGGAGUCUCGUGCGUCUGCAGCCUGAGGAUCAAGCAGAUAACGUUAGAUGUCCAGGUAGCGUCUUGUGCAUCUCGUGCAUCUCACCAGCAGCCUGUUAAGUUGGAAACUUAAACUAAACUUCUCUGUGGAGCAACUUGUGGAGACUAUUACUACUACUACUACUACUUUUGUGUGUGUGCGCGUGUUGGAUCACUUCUACACUUUUUCCACGCUCGUGCGAAACAUGCAUCGCGAGCCUCCUCUGCUCGCCCUGUUGCUCCUGCUGCUGUUUCUUCACUUCCCCGCGCGGAUGCGCGCACUCCCGGACUCCGCGUGCACGCCAUGCGCGCGCCGCGUCUGUCCGAGCGAAGCGGCAGUGGGAGCGGAGGACAGGACGGGAGCGCGCGCCUGUGAGGACGGCACGCGCGCCCUCGCUCGCGACCCCUGCGGCUGCUGCGCGCCCCGCUGCACGCGCCUCGCGCUGGAGCUGUGCGGCGGGACGGACUGGACGCUGGGAUACUGCGGCCUGGGACUCACGUGCGCCGCGCUCAACCGCACCGGAGCCGCCGACAUCCCCGAGGUGGGGGUGUGUAAAGAGCUCCGCGGAGCCGCGGACGCUGGAGCGGAGGACGAGCGCUGCCCCCUGCUGAGCGGGUGUGACCGUGUGAGUGGAGAGUGUGUGUGUGAGUCCACACACUCCUGCAUCAGGACUUUCAGAUACCCGAGCAGAGAGUCGUGCGCCAGAGCCGCCAAGACAGAGGCUCGACGGCAUGAGCAGGAGCACAGAGACUCGAGGCACAAGGAGAGGUUUGUGGGUCCGGCUAACCCAGCCUGCAUCUUCUCCGGCUGUAACCUGACCGCAAAGGGCUGCGAGUGCACCUCCCAGAGCUGCCACGCCCACUUCACCUACGCCAACCGCAGCCAGUGCCAGCUAGCAGCAGAGGAGCUGAAAUGUGCUGGGAUCAUAUGCCCAACUCUACCUCCUGCCGAUUGCCCUCCUGACUCAGUAUUGACCCACAGCUAUACGCCCCCUGGAGGCUGCUGCCCCACACUGCCGCCUCAGUGCACCUGUAGUCAGUGCCCACCCCAGCCAGAAUGCCCCAGCGGACACAGAGCCGUCCUCAUCAACGAGGCCACAGGAGCACCGGGGAACUGCUGCCACACUUACGACUGCCAGACAGUUUCCCCCAGAUGUGUGCACAACGGGAAGAAGUUUGCUGAGGGCGAGGUGUACCGUAUGGACUCCUGCUGGCUGUGCCAGUGCCGAGGAGGCGUCUCCUUCUGCUCCAAAGCCGAGUGUGCUGAGCUGGACUGUGAUAACUUCUACAUCCCAGAAGGAGAAUGCUGCCCAGUCUGCAUAGAUGUGGAGCUGUUGUCAGUGGAGAGCACCAAGGCCAGCUGCUGGGUGAACCACAAGCUGAGGCAGCACGAGGAGCAGUGGAAGGAGGACGACUGUACGUUCUGCCAGUGUGUGGAUGGAGAACCUCAAUGCACAGCCAUGGCCUGCAAACAGACCUGCCAGAACCCCGUCAAGAUCCCAGGAGAGUGCUGCCCCUUCUGUGAGGAACCUUCCUACGAGACCGUGAGCCCCCUACUGUGCCCCCCACUCCAAAACUGCUCACUAUCGGCACACGACUGCCCGUUUGGCUUUCAGCAGGAUCACAACGGCUGUCUGAGGUGUCAGUGUCUUGGCAACGACUCCUGUCCUGAAUUGUCGAGGUACUGUAACCUGCAGUGCCUGAUGGGAUACGAGAAGGAUGACUUUGGCUGUGAGGUGUGUGAGUGCAGCUUGCCCUCUAACUGUAAACCUCUGACCUGCAGCAAGACCUGCCCAUAUGGAUACAUGAGGAACAAGCAUGGGUGUGAGAUGUGUCGCUGCAUUAAGUGUCCUCCCUUUACCUGUGAUGAGCAGUGCAGUGAAGGCUACAAGCAGAACAGGAAGGGCUGCAGUGUGUGUCUCUGUAAAGAGGGUGAGCAUGCUCCCAGCACUACUACACCUCCUCCUCCUCCACCGCUGCCCAGCUUCUGUCUCACCGCCCAGGGCCAGCGAUUCGAGGAGGGCGACGGUUGGCACGAUGGCUGCAGAGAAUGCUACUGCCACGCUGGACGUGAGAUGUGUGUGCUCAUAUCCUGCCCCGUGCCCAGCUGCAAACAACCAGUGCUCAGACCUCACCAGUGCUGUCCCACCUGUGAGGACGAGGUGGGCAGUGGGCAGCCGGAGGGGAUGGAUAUGGUGGUCUGUCGAGCUCCUGGAGGGGAUCUCUAUGUGGAGGGUGAAACGUGGAACCUGGAUGAAUGCACUCGCUGCACAUGCAGACAGGGCAGAGUGCUGUGUGAUACUGAAGCAUGUCCGCCCACUCUCUGCCAGGCACCAAUCAGGAGCAAGGACACCUGCUGCUACACCUGCCCAGAGGACUCAUCCAGUUCCCUGCUUCCCGUCAACACCAGCCAGAGAGAGUACUGCAUCUCCGGUGAAGGAGACGUCCUAUUGGCCGGAGACUCGUGGAAGCCGAACGCAUGCACCAGCUGCAUCUGCAACAACGGGACUGUUCAGUGCUUCUCUCAGAGAUGUCCUGUGGCCAACUGCAGAGUUCCAGUCCUGCGUAAAGGCCAGUGCUGCCCACACUGUUUAGAAGUCACGACAACCUCAGUACCGAUGAUGGUGUCGACCACAAUGGCCAAACCCAAAACCAACACAACUGCUUCUACCACCACCACCACUACCAUUACCACCACUUCUUCUUCUUCUUCUACUACUACUGAAAGAACAGUUGUUCUGACCACCACUCAUACACGGCCUCCCGUGGUUGCAAUCACAGAUGAUAGAGGUCUGAGCAAGGACGGCCCAAGCCAGGCAGAAAUGUCCCUCAUCUACCAAUCAGCAGCCUGGAUCCUGGCGGGUCUUCUCUUGGCUAUAGUCAUCUUUCUCAUCGUAGCCAUUCUCAUCAACAAAAAGAAGAAGUGGGUUCAGAUGUCCUGCUACAGUGCACCCAAAAAGGCCGUGAUCCUGAAGAAGCACGUGAACAAGAACUCGGUUGUGUACAUGGAGCCGUCCAAGGAAAACAAGUUCCAGAGCGUGAAGAACGACUGCGGCGUGACCUUCUCCCCAGACGUGAGCUCGCCCUGCGGGGAGCGGAUCAGCAUCCCGCGCGCCAAGCUCGGCAACGGACACGCGAGGGUCCAGCGCUAACAUGUCCUGAGGUCAGCUGGCAGGACUUCAGGAAGUUUCCCUUUCAUCUCGCCUCCGUUUCACACACAUCCGUGGAGCUCACGAGAGAAACUCUUACCACAUGCUGAGGAUUCUUCUUCUUCGAAGGAUUGUGAAACUCUCUCUGUUGUGACGUCUCGCUUUAUUACAUUGUUGUUUCGCCUCUUCUAUCAUGUUUGUAGCUUUAAAAACUCGACGUUGCUGCCUGAGAAUCAGCAGCAACAACAACAACAAAAAGGAGGAAGAGGAGGAAGAACUGUAGUUUCAUUGACGUUAAAGCCAUGCCAUCUUGAAACGAUGAGCGACAAUGGCUUUACGAACAGCUUAUGAACAUCUGAUCACUUUGAAGACUGUUAUAUAUAUACAUACACAUUUGUUAUUUGUAUUAAGAUACUACCAACUCCAAAAAGGAAGAUCUGACUUCCUGUCUCCUUCCUGUCAGAGUGACACCACCUAAAAGGGCAGCUACCUGGCUGCUUUCCUUCACAGACGUUUUAUUUUAUUUUUUUUAUCUGGAGAAAAAAAUAAAACACAGACCCCGCUAUGACAUGGUUGAGGGUCUGUCUGGUGCCCAAUGGAAGCAA
Molecule: messenger RNA, 3968 nt
Organism: Astyanax mexicanus (Mexican tetra)
Lineage: Eukaryota; Metazoa; Chordata; Actinopteri; Characiformes; Acestrorhamphidae
Product: cysteine-rich motor neuron 1 protein
Exons: 15
Coding region: 421-3366 (981 amino acids)
Molecular function (GO): serine-type endopeptidase inhibitor activity; protein binding
Source: RefSeq, a predicted model, not a curated record